Pelobates cultripes (western spadefoot toad) is the source of this 511-nucleotide messenger RNA. The record is from the annotation of a GenBank genome assembly. Lineage: Eukaryota; Metazoa; Chordata; Amphibia; Anura; Pelobatidae.
ACAGGGAUCACCGGAGAUUGAUUGGGAGUGCGAGGAGGUGGUUCGCUCUGCAGCUUCCACUGAACGAGGGAAGUUGAGCAACAUUCAAAUGGACAGAGUGAGCCUUUUAGGUAAAGUGCUCUCUUCAAAAUUAUUCCAUUCAAGAUGGGCCAUCGAAAAAGAUUUAGAAGUCAGGGAUUUUGCCAAACUAGCUUUCAGAUCACCGCUAGUUAAAGAGGAUGAUCUCCUCCUUAGAAAUCAUAUUGGUAUUCCUGACAUUAAGGCGCUAAUGGCCCCUGAAAUUGAUCCAGCACUGUUAUCCAUUACAGGAAGCAGUGUUUCUGCGGAUCCCAUGGAUCAGACAUUGCGCAAUGUACAAUUUAAAAUUGCGGAUGCUGUUGGUCCCUUGCUACUUAUGUUGGAUAAGGCAGAGAAGGAGGGAUCCUCUCAUAACCCUUCCCUAACAGCUUUAAUUGCUUCUAAGAUGGCACUUCUAAAAGCUUCCAGCAGAGCGGUGCUUAUCAUCGGUUAA